UAUCAUAAUUUUAUUGAUUCUCUAAUUCUACCUUGAUGUAGCAAUAGAAUAACACACAACUAUACAGAAUAUAAAAAUAUAUAUUAUGAUGACUGUCAAAAUUGCAAUUGUUAUAAACAAAUUGUAAUAAUUCACCAUUGUAAUUGAUAACGAUACAUUAAAGCUGUAUUGGGUGGGUAUGAGUAUCCUCGUCGGCCAUUUUGUUGUGUUACGUUCACAGAGUGCACCAUAUACAAGAUGGCGUCGAUUGGUUAACCGCCGAGCGCACGCUGCCCGCCGUCAUCCGCUAUCAACCCGAAUCAUUCGAGCUUGCCGUUCGCAGAGUACAAAUCGUCGCGUACGUCGUCUCCUGCAAACCAUCGCGCUUCGCUAAAUCAUCAAAUUCCACCCGCGUCGCAGUACACAACGAUAAAAAUCACGUUUUCUUGUGCGUUAUUACAAGGUGUGCGUGCACCAUAGCACGGCCCAACGCCACCAGGCUGCCUAAGUACGGUUUAGUGUAACUCCAUAACGCUCAUUGCAAUCGUUGCGUCCAGCAAUGGUAAUAACGAAGUGAAUGUAAUCAUCACAAGACAAGAUCGUCGCAGAGGACAUGGUAUUUGCUGCACAGUGGUUGAAACAUGGAGCCUGUUAACUUUCUGCAGUCGAGUGCACUGAAAAUCAAUCAGGAAUAUGUUCGACAUGAUGAAAAGGAAGAAGUCAUGGGUGUUCAGGAUGGUUUAACAUUCAAUGAUUUUGCAUCACAUGCUAAAUAUGAAGUUGGCAAUGAACACGUGGUUGCUGUAGGAGUAGAAAUAGCCAAGACUGAAAAAAUAGUUGACACUAUUGAUGAUGAUGCUGAAGCUGCCACAAAUAGUGUUGUAGUAGAUAGUGCCGUAGUUACCAAGCAAUUAAAUCCAACACAGGAGGAGGAAUCUGCAGAUGUUGUUUCUGAAAAUGUUUCUGAAGAAAUUGUUGAUGAAGCAGAGACACAAAUAGAUUCUGAGGAGUAUGACACAACUGUACAAGAAUAUAUGGGAACAACAGAUGAUACUAAUGAAGAAAUGCAAGGUGUUCAAAUAUUUGUUCAAGAAGUAAUUGAAGAUUCACCUCCAAAUAUUGAAAUACAAGAGGCUGUACCAGAUGAAAUUGAUAAAGAACACUCAACAGCAAGUACACUAGAAUAUAUUGCUACAGAUGUAGAAGCAUGUGAAGAAAUUCAAGUAAAUUGUAAGAAAGAUGCAUUAAAUUCUCCAGAAGAAGAGACAUUGAUGCUUGUAGUAGAAGAAGAAAUUGAAGAAGCAUGUCUUGUAGGAGAAAUGGAUAAACCACCUUUGCUUCAAGAGGAGGUGUCUACAUCUGACGUUAAUUCAACUGAAGAUAAAGAAUUACCUAAAUUGAUUCCAAUCCAAUCGAUUCAACAUAAGAAUGAGUUACCUUCUGAGAUGCCAUUUUACGACCAAUCACAAAACAUAGUCGACUGCAGUGGUUGA
Dalotia coriaria is the source of this 1472-nucleotide messenger RNA. RefSeq lists its product as uncharacterized. NCBI's taxonomy places the organism in Eukaryota, Metazoa, Arthropoda, Insecta, Coleoptera, Staphylinidae. The record is from RefSeq and is a predicted model, not a curated record. The transcript is spliced from 2 exons. Bases 621 to 1472 code for a protein of 283 amino acids.